AAAUUUAUGGACAAGUUAUCAUUGAAGUUAAAUGGUGACAGACAUGUACAAAAAAUACUACCGGGCUUUGAUCUCGAGAUUGAUGAGUAUUGAGAUGACAACUAGUGGGCAACAAAUAACAUUGCAAUGGUGGUCAUAGGAGGAAACAGCAUCAUCAUGUUAGAAGCCUUAGAAAGAGUCUAA
Molecule: messenger RNA, 183 nt
Organism: Mesocricetus auratus (golden hamster)
Lineage: Eukaryota; Metazoa; Chordata; Mammalia; Rodentia; Cricetidae
Product: small nuclear ribonucleoprotein G-like
Exons: 1
Source: RefSeq, a predicted model, not a curated record